Molecule: messenger RNA, 1008 nt
Organism: Dermatophagoides farinae (American house dust mite)
Lineage: Eukaryota; Metazoa; Arthropoda; Arachnida; Sarcoptiformes; Pyroglyphidae
Source: RefSeq, a predicted model, not a curated record
CAACUCUGUAUAUUGAAUACAAAUAUUGAAUUCAAUAUGUAAAUAUUUAUUCACAUAACGCCCAAUAGAUAGGAAAAAAGCAAAAUAUUAUUAUUCGUUUUGCUUUACGCGAAAUCUAUACUACCACCAAAUAUGUCGAUUCGUUAAUGUUGUUUGAAUAAUCAAAUAAAAAGCUCAAAGGGCAAAGAAAAAUGAUAAUACCAUGUCUUUUGUCUUGAUAGAUCCAUAUAUCUUUUUUUUUAUAAACCAAAAUGGAUUAUAUAACCUGAGGUGAUGUGAUAGUCAACAAAAUGAAUGAAAGAAUACAAUAUUCUAUUGGAAACCCUUCUAUCAGAUUAAAUAUUCCAUCAUCAAUGGUGACUGCCCAUCGAAUUAUUCAUGAUUUGAACAAUGUCGAUACAACACUACAAUCUUAUCCAUCCAAAGAAUUUGAAAUUCGUACAAAAUCAAUUGUAUAUAAUGAUAAUAAUAAUGAUGACAAUACGAUUAAUGAUAAUGAUAACCACAUCAACGAUAAUAAUAGUGAAAUUGUCACAAAUAGAUUAUGCUGUAUGAGUAGAGAAUUGUGGACAUGUCUAUUAUUAUCAUCGAUUGUAAUCGGUCUUCCUAUAGCCAUCAUUAUAAUGCUCAUUAAUUUGCCUCGAUUAUCAAGUCAACGUGACACACGCCAACAGCAUUAUAUUCUGUUGGCAUUUGGUUUACCUUUUUCCUGUGUGAUAAUUGUAGCAAUAUUAUAUGCCAUUUAUAGUUUAAUACGACGAAUCAGACGUGGACCAAAUAAUUCACGUAUAUGGAAUAAAUCGAUUAAUUUACGACAUAAUUCGAUUAAGUCUCAAAAUUCAUCAACAAGUAUGGAUGAAGAGCCAAAAUUAUAUUCAUUAGUCACACAAGUGAUGACGAAUCAACGAAUUUCAUUGUCAACGCCAAAUCUUUCACAACGAAUCGAACGUAAUCACUCAUUACAGUAAACAAACUUUUUUUUUUUUUUUUUGGUUCAUCGUUAUAAAA